GAGGCAUUGGCUGAUGGUGGUGUUAAGCAGGGGGUGCCAAGACAAAUGGCGCUGCAAUUUGCGGCACAAAUGCUGCUGGGAUCUGCUAAAAUGGUAAUGCUGACUGGUAAACAUCCAGCGGUGUUACGAGAUGAGGUUUGUUCCCCUGGCGGUGCAACUAUUGUAGGUGUGCAUGAACUGGAAAAAGGCAACUUGCGUGCAACGCUAAUCAAUGCAGUAGAAAAAUCCAGUCAACGUGCAGCUGAGCUUGGCAAGAAAUAAACGUGCGGCUACACUCAUUCCCAUCCAGUAAAAUAAAGCAUUUGUGACAAUUUCACCAUGGAAAAAACUCUCGAACAUUCAUACCUUUAUUCGGUAAAGGCAAUUUUUCAUAAUUUACGUCUAAUCAUACUUAUUAGCUAAAUAAUUAAAUAAAAAGAUUCGUGUUCGCAUUUGCAAAGCUGAUUA
Molecule: messenger RNA, 447 nt
Organism: Rhagoletis zephyria (snowberry fruit fly)
Lineage: Eukaryota; Metazoa; Arthropoda; Insecta; Diptera; Tephritidae
Product: pyrroline-5-carboxylate reductase-like
Biological process (GO): L-proline biosynthetic process
Molecular function (GO): pyrroline-5-carboxylate reductase activity
Source: RefSeq, a predicted model, not a curated record